Molecule: messenger RNA, 654 nt
Organism: Aptenodytes forsteri (emperor penguin)
Lineage: Eukaryota; Metazoa; Chordata; Aves; Sphenisciformes; Spheniscidae
Product: B-cell differentiation antigen CD72-like
Exons: 4
Cellular component (GO): plasma membrane
Molecular function (GO): transmembrane signaling receptor activity
Source: RefSeq, a predicted model, not a curated record
AUGGACCAGAGCGUGGUCUAUGCCGACCUGAAGUUUGCUGUGGCCCCCCCACUCACCUCCCCCGCCUGCCCCACAGCCCCCGAUGAGGAUGACAGCCCCUAUGAGAACGUGCCGCUGGGGCCGGUGCCGGUGGAGCCCAGCCCAGGGCGCUGGCCGCAGCGUUGGCGUGUCCCCGCGGGACUGCUGGCAGCCAGCCUGCUGCUGCUGCUGGUGGUCACUGUGGCCCUGGGGGCUUGCUACUGGCAGGUCACCCGCAGCCUGCAGGACGCCUCCCGUGAGCAUGCGGCCGAGCAGGGCCGCCUCUCGCAGGAGGUGAGCGUGCAAGAGCUGCAGCGAGCGUGGCAGGAGGGCAACAGCAGCCAGCUGGAGCUGGGGAGCCGGGACGCUGAGCUGGAGCGCACCAGGCAGGAGCUGGCUGUGCUGCAGAAGGAAGUGCAGGAGGUGCAGGGGGAGCUCAGGGCCAGCAAGAGCACUGUGAGCAGCCUGCGUGCCUGCGUGAAUACAGAUUGCUGCCCCUCGGGCUGGGUGCUCUACAGGAGCAAGUGCCUCUUCGUCUCGGUGGAGAAGAAGUCGUGGCUGGACAGCCAUAAAGACUGCAGUGGGAAAUCCGCUCAGCUGCUGGUCCAAGGCGACUGGCCGUCAUGGAUGAUGCUG